Messenger RNA from Spathaspora passalidarum NRRL Y-27907, 1251 nucleotides. RefSeq lists its product as uncharacterized. Gene Ontology annotation, biological process: phospholipid biosynthetic process; lipid storage; lipid droplet organization. The record is from RefSeq and is a predicted model, not a curated record. Bases 357 to 1106 code for a protein of 249 amino acids. The transcript has a single exon. Gene Ontology annotation, cellular component: endoplasmic reticulum membrane. NCBI's taxonomy places the organism in Eukaryota, Fungi, Ascomycota, Pichiomycetes, Serinales, Debaryomycetaceae.
ACUACACGGUAUCAUCUUGAAGAAGCAUCUUUCUCCCGUAUUGGAAGAUUUUAGACGUACUUGAUAUGUUGAAUGAUUCUAGUGGGGGGGGAUCUAACAAGCUUACAAGAUCAAUUUCUCGAAUUUUCAAUUUAUAUUCAUUCACAUAAGCAAUAUUACUAUAAAGGAUAACCAGAUUAACUGUGUGUAUAUUUGGUAUAUUGGUAUAUUUGCACAUUAUAUGUUUAUCAGAUUGAACAUGAAUUUUAAGUCGUGCACCACCCAAUAAACCGGCUAAGAAAAACCGAUCCGCUUGUUACUUAAAAUUUAAUCUAUUAUAAGACGUGUCCAUAUGCCUAUGCACCAUACCAUUCAAGAUGGCUAAUCUUUGGCUGUAUGUUUUUUGGACGUAUCCCAUCGUGUUUGUUUGCUCGAUUCCAUUGACUUUAGUGCUCAAACAAUACAACGGCAUAGCAGCCAAAUGGAUAUUUGUUAGAUUCCUUGAACAAUUUGCAGUACGAAAUUUAGGAUAUACAUGGUUUACGUUGUUAUUCUGGCUGAAUCUACUAUUAUAUCGAACAUCUGCGGGAAUUGAACGGAAAAUAUUAAUUCGGUUUGCAAAAGUAUAUCUCAUCAACACUGUUGUCAUUGUAUUCUUGAUGGAAUGGUUCUUUGGAUCUCCUAUCUUUGAGCGCAUAAGUGUGUUUUCUGGAGCACAUUGUACCAUUGACAGUAUAUAUCGAGAAUAUGCAUGUGAAGGUGCGGGUGGUGAAUGGAUGGGUGGGUUUGAUUCUUCUAGUCAUUAUCUAUUCUUGAUUUCAAGUAGUUUAUUGAUUUGGUAUGAAUUGAUUAAUCAUUUAAGCUUUCCAUACUCGGUGUCUUCGCCAUACAACUUUCUUCCUAGCAUAGAUAUAGAACGGGGCUAUCCAAAUGAAAGACAAGAUGUAGCUGGAGGAACAUCGUACACGAGGACAAUAAUCAUAGUUUCAUCAUCUGUGUUUAUCCUGUUAUGGUUUUGUCUGUAUCUAAUAACGUCGAUUUUCUUUCAUACUAUUCCUGAGAAGAUUGUUGGGUUAUUCUGUGGUUUAUUUGUCCCAACUUUAUUACCCAUACUAGACAAAAUUUAAUUGUAAUACAUUAGUCAUCUAUUGAUAGGCGAUAUAGAGAUAUAUUUUUUAUAGACAAUGAUUACUAAUUAUCUACUGUGUAAUAGCCGUGUACGGACUUUGAUGACUGGUAUACAUUACCGCUAUACGUUCGUUCCCGUCAUGC